AUGACUGAGAGGGGGGAUGUUACGCCGGAUGAGCCUGCUGUAGGGAAUCGUAAUAUUGGUCGGUCCGUUAUACUGAUUGAAAGCGACUCAGAUGAUGAUGGACUAACCAACAAUGAGCGCCGCUCGAGAAACCUGGCUGUUAGUGGGCCUGGUGUUCUAAAUGAGGUAGAUGGUCAUGGCGCUUUGGGUGGAAACGAAGAAGACGGUGACGAUGAUCUCAGUAUUUUCCGAGAAACUGGUAGGCAGGCUGAUUCCGAUACACAUUUGGACGCUGGAACCGAGUAUAUCGACCUUGAAAGAGAGUCUGUCUCCGGUGAAAACGACAGAAAUAGCCAACUUAGGAUGAUGGCAUAUGACGAAGGACAUAGCACACCGGCUGCCGAUAGCGGGGAGGGUGGCAGGGAUGAUGGUUUGAUGAUUGUGCAGGAGCGGCGAGCUGCUCCCGCUAUACGACUUAGCGUGCCAGGCAGAGGUUUUAUGGAGAUAAGUGCAAGUCCUUACGACAGGCCAGUGAGGCGAUCUUUCGAGAGACAGGAACAUUACCGCCAACUGCGGCAUCCUGGUCGUCGGAGACUGCGAAGAGCGGCCGAGCGAACCGGUCAAUCUCGACGUCAGAUACCUGAGGACGACGCCGAGGAUGACGAUUACCGCCCAGCAUCUGUAGGAAGGCUGCCGACUCGAUUGAUCAGGCGACGCCGACAGGAGUUUUUCAGACCACAGCAGGGCCCCUAUGGCGGUGGUGAUUCAAUCUUGGCUGAGUUACGGGCCAGAAUCGAUAGCUUUUCGCCGGACAUUAGGAGCGCCUUUACUCAUGCUCAGACAGUAAGUGAGUUCAGAUGCAUACUUCAGAGCGUGGAUCCGCUUAUGUGGCAGGAGUGCAACGGCGAGUUGGAGCAACUAUACAACGCUUACAGGGCAAGGAUGAGCAUAGUAGCAGCAGAUCAGGCCAGCCGUGUUCCAAGAGGCUCUUCACAAAGCGAGAAUAGAUCAUUCCAAUAUGUUGGCCGCGUUGGGCCUCUAGGCCUACACGUUGAUAUAAGUGGAGGGCUGGGUGAGAGUUUAACUAACUAUCUGCUAGAGAAUGAGCCCGGCCGGUACGCCAUGAUGGCCUAUCCAGGAGCGGUUUUCGAUGAGAUGGACGAGGAAGCGCGGACGCAAAGCAUAGUCAACGCUAUUCAGGAAAGAGAAGAAAGAGAGCGCGACAUUCGAGUAAAGAACUUUUCGGAGAAGAGCAGGCCUCAAGAGGAGAAAUUUUUACAAAAGUGUAGGGGAUUACCUCAAGGAUACAGUGCAUCGUUUAACACCAAGAUACCACCCACGAUGGAGGUGACCGAAGACGGGAAGGAGCGAACAAUGAUGGUUGACGAUAGAAUCAGAGAUGAGUGGGAAGAGGUUGCCGUUUGCUGCCUCUGCGGUGUCGAACUCGGAGUUGGCAUACCUGACGACUUCGAAGGUAUGACGAAGGAGGAUCGCGGCGCAACAUUCCAGUCGCUGACAGCGAAGUACGAAUUCCACUGUCCCUAUCAAAGCCUUACCCGUCCGACAAAAGUCGACCGAGAUCUCUCGAGGAAGACGUUCGUUGCUCCCUGCGGACACACCUAUUGCGGCCGCUGUGUGGUGAGAAUACGCAACGCUGGGUCACGCUGCAGCAAAAAAGACUCAAAGAAGAAGUAUGCCGGCCUCAAGGGCUCAUCCCAUCCAGAUAACUACGGACCCAAGACGUGUCCCGCGACUCACUGCAAACAGCCCAUACGAUCGCCAAAAGCAAAGAUGCGCGAGGCCUUCCUGUAA
Torulaspora globosa is the source of this 1791-nucleotide messenger RNA. RefSeq names its product SUMO-targeted ubiquitin ligase complex subunit SLX5 (gene SLX5). The transcript has a single exon. Lineage: Eukaryota; Fungi; Ascomycota; Saccharomycetes; Saccharomycetales; Saccharomycetaceae. The record is from RefSeq and is a predicted model, not a curated record. Gene Ontology annotation, cellular component: SUMO-targeted ubiquitin ligase complex. Gene Ontology annotation, molecular function: ubiquitin-protein transferase activity. Bases 1 to 1791 code for a protein of 596 amino acids.